Messenger RNA from Lucilia cuprina (Australian sheep blowfly), 1164 nucleotides. RefSeq names its product rhythmically expressed gene 5 protein (gene Reg-5). The record is from RefSeq and is a predicted model, not a curated record. The coding region runs from base 22 to 840 and encodes 272 amino acids. NCBI's taxonomy places the organism in Eukaryota, Metazoa, Arthropoda, Insecta, Diptera, Calliphoridae. The transcript is spliced from 2 exons.
UUAAUUUCCUUUCACUUUCAGAUGUCUUAUUUGUACUCCACCUUUGCCCAAUUAGUGAGUGUACAUUGUAAAGCAACCACGGCUAGCUCUAACAUACCAGUUAAUCAAUGUAAACGUGAUCUAUUGAGUUAUGGUUAUGAAAAAUUACAAACCUUUAACGAUGCUCAGUUGGAUGCCUUUGAUCCCUAUCAAAGGGGUGCUAGUCAAUUAAUCUGGACCUCCAUCAUGAGAGAUCAUCCCAGUUCGACUUUGGUUACCACACGCAAACCCUUACCAACUCCUCCAGCCACCUCUAUAGUCAUCAUGACACACCAGCAACCACAAACCGGUAACACCAAAACGAAAUUUAUCGAUACCACAACAUCGGCCAAUCAUUAUCCCAAAAAUCCCAUGUUUGAAAGCAGUGAACAUAAACAUCAAUAUGCCAUGGAUAUGGAUAUAGCAUAUGGUCAACCCAGUAUGGCUCAUAAUCCACAGAUUGAUGUUUUCGAUGUGAAUGCCCAUAAAACCUAUUUGACUGGACCCUCGGUGGUGCGUGUUAAGCCUGAUGGUUCACCUGUCGAAGAAGAUAAACAUAGAGCACCAGUUAAAGAUGAUGAUUUGGAGGCAUAUACCAGUGCUGUGUCUUAUGGCCGUAACGAAGAUAUUAAAGUCAAUACAAAUGCCAAUAAUCAACAGCAGAAGCACCGUAAAAUUGCCACCAUUAAUGCUUUGAAACAACAAUAUUUGGCCAACUUAGCCAGACAACAACAGGAAUUGCUGCCACCUUACGAGGAUGCCAGACGUCGUCGUCGCCGUCAUCAACCUAUAGUCUAUCGUUAUGGCGGUAUUCGUGUGUAAUUGUUUAAAAUCUCUAAACAGUUUUAACUAAAAAAAAAAUUUAAAUUGAAAAAAUGUUUUCUACUCUUUUUAGCUUUAUUAAAAGUUGUUGUAAGUUUUAGUUUUUAAAUUAUUUUUUGUAUGUUUGCUUGUGUGUGUAUUAAUUUUUUUAAGAUUGUAUGCGUUUUUGUUUGGCUGUGCUUGUGAUUUUGUCUGUGUACGAUAUUUAAUUUUGUAUUUUAUUUAAUUUAUAAUUUAUAUUCAUAUUUUCUUUUUUUAUUUUUUUUUUGCAAUCUCAUGGAUUUAUUUACAUACAUUUUUUUUAUUUCUUUUCUAUUUAAUUAU